Molecule: messenger RNA, 1986 nt
Organism: Zymoseptoria tritici IPO323
Lineage: Eukaryota; Fungi; Ascomycota; Dothideomycetes; Mycosphaerellales; Mycosphaerellaceae
Gene: MgAMN9
Product: putative 1,2-alpha-mannosidase
Exons: 2
Coding region: 1-1986 (661 amino acids)
Biological process (GO): carbohydrate metabolic process; N-glycan processing
Cellular component (GO): membrane; endoplasmic reticulum
Molecular function (GO): calcium ion binding; mannosyl-oligosaccharide 1,2-alpha-mannosidase activity
Source: RefSeq, a predicted model, not a curated record
AUGUUUUCCUCGGAGAAGAGCAAUGAACUGCCAAUGUACAAGGACAAGCCGUAUAAUUAUUCAGGCAAGGGCAGCAAGAGGGCUCUGCAAUGGUUACGACAGAAGAGAACGUUCGCGGGCGUACUGGCCGGUCUGGCGUUGCUAAGCUGGUGGUUUGGGAUAUUGUCACCUUUGUCGUAUUUCGCAACCAGCGGAGAGGGGAGCAGUAGCACUGCGCCCGGAGUACAGAAGGAGAAGUCGUCUUGGAGUCUGUGGGGAGGUAAAGAGGUGGUUGCAUGGGAUGACAGGGCAGAGAAAGUGAAGGAGGCAUUCAAAACUUCUUUCGCGGGCUAUAAGAAAUAUGGAUGGGGUUUGGACGAGUACCACCCCGUGAGCCAUACUGGCAAGCAGAUGGUCCCCAACGGAAUGGGUUGGAUAAUUGUGGAUGCCUUGGACACGAUGAUGCUCAUGAACCUGACCACGGAACUGGAGGAAUCACGGCAGUGGAUACACUCCAAUUUGACAUAUGACCAAGAUCAUGAUGUGAACACAUUCGAGACCACGAUUCGGAUGCUGGGAGGCCUACUCUCGGCCCACUAUCUGAGUGUUGCCUUCCCUGGCACAUACGCACCUGUACAGGACGGACUGAGCGACGAUUUGUACGUUGAGAAGGCGGUUGACCUGGCGGAUCGAUUGCUUGGUGCUUAUAACACAAAAUCCGGUGUUCCGCUUGCGAGCGUCAACCUCCACAAUUCGCAAGGGAUCGAGUCCCACGCAGAUGGCGGAGCAUCGUCAACCGCCGAAGCAACAACGUUGCAGCUUGAGAUGAAGUAUCUGGCCAAGCUGACCGGCGAGACGCACUACUGGGAGCAUGCCGAAAAAGUCAUGAAAGUCGUAGAUGACAACCAAGCUAAAGAUGGAUUGGUCCCCAUCUUCAUCUAUGCCGACAAGGGCACAUUCCGAGGUGAAAACAUCCGUCUGGGCAGUCGAGGCGACAGCUACUACGAAUACCUCAUCAAGCAGUAUCUGCAGACUUCGCAGCAGGAACCGGUGUAUCAAGAGAUGUGGAAAGAGAGUCUGGCUGGUGUGAAGAAGCAUUUGCUCACUUACAGCUAUCCCAGCAAUUUUACUGUUCUUGCGGAAAGGCCAUCUGGCAUUGACCAAUCUCUGAGCCCGAAGAUGGACCAUCUGGUCUGCUUCAUGCCUGGCACGAUCGCGUUGGCGACUACCGGUGGACGAUCCCUUGCGGAAGCCAAGAAAGACAAGAAUUGGGGUCCUCAGCAAGAGGAAGACAUGCGUCUCGCGAAGGAGCUCACGAAGACUUGCCUAGGCAUGUACCGCACGCCCACCGGUCUGGCUCCGGAGAUUGCACACUUCCACAUUCACGAUCCUCCGUUGAUGUACAAGGAUUUCACACCCGAGACCCAGCCACAAAGCCCCGAAGCUUUCGAGAAGUGCAAAGACAAGGCGUGUACCGAGAAGGAGGCUGUGGGUGGUGAAGACUACAUCUGGAAGCAGGGCGACCUGCACAAUCUCCAAAGACCAGAGACAGUAGAGAGUCUGUUCUACAUGUGGCGCAUCACGGGAGAUGAAAUGUACCGCAAGGCAGGUUGGGAAAUGUUCGAAGCGUUCAUGAAGUACGGCGCAGUCGAGGACGGAGAAGGCUACAGCAGCAUCGCCAACGUGGAGAAGAUCCCGGUGACGCUGCGAGAUAACAUGGAGAGCUUCUGGCUGGCCGAAACUCUCAAAUACUUCUACCUCCUCUUCUCGCCCAACGACAUCCUCCCCCUCACGGACGUCGUCUUCAACACCGAAGCGCACGCCUUCCCGAAGUUCGAGAUGGGCAAGUUGUUCAAGACCGGCUGGGAACGAAAGGCUCGCGGUAGUCCGCCUGCCCCGCAGCAGGGUAACGAUGACCACCAUGAGAUCAGGACGAUCAUGGUUACUAAGACAUUUCAGCAGGAGACUGAAGCGACUCCACCGCCCGUGGCUCCUGCCGCGUUGUAG